Dovyalis caffra is the source of this 267-nucleotide messenger RNA. NCBI's taxonomy places the organism in Eukaryota, Viridiplantae, Streptophyta, Magnoliopsida, Malpighiales, Salicaceae. The record is from the annotation of a GenBank genome assembly.
AUGCUAAAUCUAAUUAAAAAUCUGGAUAAUUUACCUCUUAAAACUGGAGGGAAGAGGGAAGCCAUAUCCUCCAAAAAGUUACCUAGAGCCACAAAUGGCCAAGCAAGUGAGAGCGGAGAGAGAGAAAAGAGAAGAGAGGCACCAAGCGGCAAGAAUUUGAAUGACGGUUCUCUUGUAAAAGGAUUAGAAAAGCAUUUAUUCAUGGUACUAUACUCCAGUGACACACGAAUGGGCAUUGCUCAUGGAGCGGAGCGGAGGUGUUUGGAA